Sapajus apella (tufted capuchin) is the source of this 2432-nucleotide messenger RNA. RefSeq names its product EGF containing fibulin extracellular matrix protein 2 (gene EFEMP2). NCBI's taxonomy places the organism in Eukaryota, Metazoa, Chordata, Mammalia, Primates, Cebidae. The transcript is spliced from 12 exons. The coding region runs from base 628 to 1959 and encodes 443 amino acids. The record is from RefSeq and is a predicted model, not a curated record. Gene Ontology annotation, molecular function: calcium ion binding.
CGGCGGGGGACGCGGGUGGGAGGAGGUCGGGGAGGUGCGUGGGCACCCGACCCUAGCAUCCUGCACGUCCGACAUCAGCCCUGCCCUCCUUCUCAGGGGCUUCCAUUCAUUUUGUGCCAAAAGGGAACUGACGCCCCUGCCCCAAAACUUGUAGCUUUGUGGGUGGAGGGUGUGGGGAAGGCAGUGCGCAGUGAACGGACCACCGGAGUGAAGACGGUCCCCGGGAUGGAGGGCAGGAGGGAGCGAGAAGGACAGUUCUGCUCCUGGGAGCCUCUCGUUCCUGGGCAAGGGUCUGGGGACACUGGAUGAAGUUUUAAGAUCUUGUAGAAUGAUAGUCUGGGGCAGAGAAUAAAAUUCUGCAGGGAGGAGAUUGAGGGUCUGUCUGGAGGACUGGUUAGGUGGGCUCUAGGUACCAAGGGCGAUCUCAGGAGGCGCAGAAUGUGAAUCUGAGGGCUCCGAGAUUACGGUGUGGGUGCACAGGAUGGAAUUCUGGGGGUGCAGAUUAGGUAGGAUCUAGGUGCGCAGGAUGACAUUUUUGGUGAGCGUCUGGGGGACCCCGGGCAUUGCCGGAGCCAACCGAGCCGCCAGAGCCUUGGGCCGCGGGGGCGUCGCGGGCCCAACCCCACGAUGCUCCCCUGCGCCUCCUGCCUCCCGGGGUCUCUACUGCUCUGGGCGCUGCUGCUGCUACUCUCUGGGCCAGCGUCUCCUCAGGAUUCCGAAGAGCCCGACAGCUACACGGAAUGCACAGAUGGCUAUGAGUGGGACCCAGACAGCCAGCACUGCCGGGAUGUCAAUGAGUGUCUGACCAUCCCUGAGGCCUGCAAGGGGGAAAUGAAGUGCAUCAACCACUACGGGGGCUACUUGUGUCUGCCCCGCUCCGCUGCCGUCAUCAACGACCUACACGGCGAGGGACCCCCACCACCAGUGCCGCCUGCACAGCACCCCAACCCCUGCCCACCAGGCUAUGAGCCCGACGAUCAGGAGAGCUGUGUGGAUGUGGAUGAGUGUGCCCAGGCUCUGCACGACUGUCGCCCCAGCCAGGACUGCCAUAACUUGCCUGGCUCCUAUCAGUGCACCUGCCCUGAUGGUUACCGAAAGAUCGGGCCCGAGUGUGUGGACAUAGACGAGUGCCGCUACCGCUACUGCCAGCACCGCUGUGUGAACCUGCCUGGCUCCUUCCGCUGCCAGUGCGAGCCGGGCUUCCAGCUGGGGCCUAACAACCGCUCCUGUGUGGAUGUGAACGAGUGUGACAUGGGGGCUCCAUGUGAGCAGCGCUGCUUCAACUCCUAUGGGACCUUCUUGUGUCGCUGCCACCAGGGCUAUGAGCUGCAUCGAGACGGCUUCUCCUGCAGCGAUAUUGAUGAGUGUAGCUACUCCAGCUACCUCUGCCAGUACCGCUGCGUCAAUGAGCCAGGCCGCUUCUCCUGCCACUGCCCACAGGGCUACCAGCUGCUGGCCACGCGCCUCUGCCAAGACAUUGAUGAGUGUGAGUCGGGUGCACACCAGUGCUCUGAGGCCCAAACCUGUGUCAACUUCCAUGGGGGCUACCGCUGCGUGGACACCAACCGCUGCAUGGAGCCCUAUGUCCAGGUCUCUGACAACCGCUGCCUCUGCCCAGCCUCUAACCCUCUCUGUCGAGAGCAACCUUCGUCCAUCGUGCACCGCUACAUGACCAUCACCUCAGAGCGGAGCGUGCCCGCCGACGUGUUCCAGAUCCAGGCGACCUCUGUCUACCCUGGUGCCUACAAUGCCUUUCAGAUCCGUGCCGGAAAUUCGCAGGGGGACUUCUACAUUAGGCAAAUCAACAACGUCAGCGCCAUGCUGGUCCUCGCCCGGCCGGUGACAGGCCCCCGGGAGUAUGUGUUGGACCUGGAGAUGGUCACCAUGAACUCCCUCAUGAGCUACCGGGCCAGCUCUGUACUGAGACUCACCGUCUUCGUGGGGGCCUACACCUUCUGAGGAGCAGGAGGGAGCCACCCUCCCGCAGCUCCCCUAGCUGAGGAGCCUGUUGUGAGGGGCAGAAUGAGAAAGGCAAUAAAGGGAGAAAGAAGGAGUCCUGGUGGCUGAGGUGGGAGGGUCACACUGCAGCAAGCCUCAGGCUGGGGCAGGCUGGGACCUGUGGGGGGCAGGCCAAGUCCACCUAAGUGGGGGUCUCUGUGUGCUCAGGCCCAGGGGGCCCCAUUGACAGGAGCUGGGAGCUCCGUACCACAGGCUUCAGUCACCCCGAAAGCAGAGGAGGUAACGAGGAGGGCGGACUCCAGGCCCUGUCCCAGAGAUCUGGACUUGGCCGCUUUGCAGGGGUCCUGAGAAACUCCACUCUGGAUAGUGUAAGGAGGCCCUGGGUUCCAGUCCUAACUCUGUCUCAAGCUGUACAUUUUGAUAAGUCCUAGUGGUUCCCUGGGCCUGUUUUUCUAUAAAAUGAGGCAACUGGA